Messenger RNA from Seminavis robusta, 546 nucleotides. The record is from the annotation of a GenBank genome assembly. Lineage: Eukaryota; Bacillariophyta; Bacillariophyceae; Naviculales; Naviculaceae.
AUGUCUCCGUCUGUACUCCUUGGCUUCCUUGUCCGAUACUCUCCGGAAUGGUUGGUUCGGCAAGUUUCAGACGAUAGCCAACAGAUUUCGUUAUCCAGUCAAAAAGGAAAGCCGGUUGGCUUAAUUUUUGGAUCCUACACUUGCCCCCUCUUCCAUGCGCACGGUCAUGACAUUGAAAAAGUCCACCAAAAAUACAAAGAGCAGGUAAACUUUUUGUUUGUGUAUCCAUCAGAAGCUCAUCCCACGGAAGGAUGGGCCAUCAAGGCAAAUGAAGGCAAGGACAUUUGCUUUGCUCGGCCCAAGACAAUGGACGAAAAGCGCCAUUUGGCACAACUGACCAAGGAUGGCUUCAAUCUCGGCAUGCCCAUUCUUAUGGAUGGAUUGGAUGAUCGAGUGGACGAUUUGUACGGUGGCAUGCCCGUGAGAUUGUACGUCAUUGACAAAGAUGGCAUUGUUCAAUUUCAGGGGCCGGUAGGUCCUAUUGGAUUCAGUGUGGAAGCAUGGGAAAAGACUAUUCAAAGGCUUGUCACAGCAAGUGACCAGUAA